This is a messenger RNA of Salvelinus sp. IW2-2015, 5195 nucleotides long. RefSeq names its product SLIT-ROBO Rho GTPase-activating protein 3. Lineage: Eukaryota; Metazoa; Chordata; Actinopteri; Salmoniformes; Salmonidae. The record is from RefSeq and is a predicted model, not a curated record. Gene Ontology annotation, molecular function: protein binding. Gene Ontology annotation, cellular component: cytoplasm. Gene Ontology annotation, biological process: negative regulation of cell migration; signal transduction.
CUGGCUUGCUGCAGCAGACCGAGAACUUGCAGGAAAAAGGGCGGCUGGAAGACGCAUUGAAAAAAUCGCACGAUGCAACACUUGCGCAUACACCCUGCUUCAAGGCAGUGGUUAUAUUGAAACAUAUAAUUUACUGAACAUGCAGUAAAUGCAGAUUUUUAUUUUUAUUUUUUUACAGACAUUCUAAAAUGCUAUGUUGACGACAGAGGGGAGGUAUCCUUAUUUGUUUUGCAGUUUAAAGUCGCAUUGAUCGCCUUGCAACCUCAAGUGCAAUUUGGGACACUGAAGUUCUUUGAAACGCAUGAAGCCCAUCCUGCUUUACGCAUCUGCCGAAGAGAUUUGUAGGCUACGUUGUGGUGUCUUAAGGCGACGUCUACAGGCUUCCAUAAUUAAUUCCUAAAGAAUCAUGUCAUCCCAUACGAGAGUCAAGAAGGACAAGGAGAUUAUUGGGGAUUACGAGACUCAGGUGAAAGAGAUCCGUAACCAAUUGGUGGAGCAGUUCCGUUGUCUUGAACAGCAGUCGGAAUCCCGGCUACAGCUGCUGCAGGACCUGCAGGACUUCUUCCGCCGCAAGGCCGAGCUGCAGCUGGAGUACUCUAGAGGCCUGGACAAACUGGCUGAGCGCUUCUCCGCCAAGAUACGCUCCUCCAGGGAACACCAGCACUUUAAGAAGGACCAGAACCUGCUGUCGACAGUGAACUGCUGGUACCUCGUUCUGAACCAGACAAGGAGAGAGAGCAGAGACCAUGCUACCCUCAGCGACCUCUACAACAAUAAUGUCAUUGUCCGCCUAGCACACGUCGGAGAGGAUGUCAUCAGACUCUUCAAGAAGAGCAAAGAAAUCGGGGUCCAGAUGCACGAGGAGUUAGUGAAAGUCACGAACGAGCUCUACACUGUGAUGAAGACAUACCACAUGUACCACACAGAGAGCAUCAGCGCAGAGAGCAAGUUGAAGGAGGRGGAGAAACAGGGAGAAAAGCAGAUCGGCAAGGCCAAUGAUGUCAGCACCAGCCUCCUGCGCCAUGACGACCGCCAACAGCGACGCAGCUCCGUCAAGAAGAUGGAGAAGAUGAAGGAGAAGAGACAAGCCAAGUACUCUGAAAACAAGCUGAAGUGCACUAAAGCACGGAACGACUAUUUGUUGAACCUGGUGGCGACCAAUGCUCUGGUGGCCAAAUAUUACAUCUACGAUGUCUCUGACAUGAUAGACUGCUGUGACCUGGGCUACCAUGGCAGCCUGGCGCGGACCCUGAGGACCUACCUGUCUGCAGAGUACAGCCUGGAGACGUCCCGCCACGAGGGGCUGGACCAGCUGGAGGGUGCCGUGGAUGCCAUGGAUGUCAGGGGGGACAAACACAGGGUCAUGGACAUGCACAGCCAGAUCUUCUGCCCGCCCGCCCGCUUCGACUACCAGCCACACAUGGGUGACGAGGUGUGUCAGGUGAGUGCCCAGCAGCCGUUGCAGACAGAGCUCCUGAUGCGUCACCACCAGCUCCAGUCCCGCCUGGCCACACUCAAGAUCGAGAACGAGGAGGUGAGGAAGACUCUGGAUGCCACCAUGCAGACACUGCAGGACAUGUUGACGGUGGAGGACUUUGAUGUGUCUGAGGCUUUCCAACACAGCCAGUCCACUGAGUCGGUCAAGUCUGCCUCGUCCGACUCCUACAUGAGCAAAGUCAACGUUGCUAGGAGACGAGCCAAUCAGCAGGAAACGGAGGGCUUCUACUUCACUAAAUUCAAAGAGUACCUGAAUGGCAGCAACCUUAUAGUGAAACUACAGGCCAAGCAUGAUCUACUGAAGCAGACUCUGGGAGAAGGGGAAAGGGCUGAAUAUGGAACAACACGUUCAUGUGUAUCUGCACACCCUUCACCAACCUCCUCCUCCACCAUCAGCCCCCCCACUCUUCUCGCUAAACCCAGGAGAAUGCGGAAGCCUAGACCUUGCUCCAUUUUUAAUCAUAAACUCUUUAACGGCAAUAUGGAGGCCUUCAUCAAGGACUCAGGGCAGGCUAUACCAGUGGUGGUUGAGAGCUGUGUCCGCUACAUCAAUCUAUACGGCCUUCAGCAGCAAGGCAUAUUCAGGAUUCCCGGCUCCCAGGUCGAAGUCAACGAUAUAAAAAAUUCAUUUGAGAGAGGUGAGGACCCAUUGGUCAACGACCAGAGUGACCAUGACAUCAUGGCGGUGGCGGGAGUUCUGAAGCUGUACUUCAGGGGGCUGGAGAACCCACUCUUCCCCAAGGAACACUUCCUCGACCUCAUGUCUACCAUCAAACUAGACUCUGGUGCAGAGAGAGCUCAUCACCUUCAGCAGAUCGUUGUAACUCUUUCUCACCCCGUCAUCAUCGUCAUGAGAUAUCUGUUUGCAUUCCUCAACCAUCUAUCCCAGUACAGUGAUGAGAACAUGAUGGAUCCCUAUAACCUGGCUACCUGCUUCGGCCCGACUCUGAUGCCCAUACCUGAUGGACACGAUCCUGUGGCAUGUCAGACACACGUUAAUGAGGUCAUCAAGACCAUCAUCAUCCACAACGAGGUCAUCUUCCCGAGCCACCGUGAGCUGGAUGGACCGGUCUAUGAGAAGUGCAUGGCUGGAGGAGAGGAGUACUGUGACAGUCCCCAGAGUGGGCCAGGUGCCAUUGAUGAAGUGGACAACGGUACAGGACCUCACACCAGUGAUGAUGAACUGGAGCAGAUUGAGGCCAUCGCUAAGUAUGACUAUGUGGGGCGUACUCCCAGAGAGCUUUCCUUUAAGAAGGGGGCAUCACUGCUGCUGUACCUGAGAGCCUCUGAUGACUGGUGGGAGGGACGACACAACGGAGUGGACGGACUCAUCCCACAUCAGUACAUUGUGGUUCAGGAUAUGGACGAUGCGUUCUCAGACAGGCUGAGUUGGAAGGCUGAGAGUGAGGCCAGUAGUGGACCCCACCAGGAGGACCGAGACCGAUCCUCAUCCAGGAACCAUGACCGCAGCUCCCCCUGCGAACACAGACAACAUACCCCUGAACACCACUAUGGAGAUGCUCUUGAAAGGGUGAGGGUUCGUUCAGACGGUGCUGUUAUCCCUCACCACAGGAGCACCGCCGACACCCAGAGCCCCACCCGAGGUAUGGAUACGCCCCCUAGGGUCAUGCCACGCCCCUGCAGCCCUCACAAGAUGGCUGUCAGCAGGGGCCGCAUGGACAGUCCAGAGAAACGCCAUCUCAGCACGUUCAGCAACACAGGAAGUAUCAACCAUCCAGAUAGAAAGUGCUUCCGUGAUGGCCCCGCCCUCAGACCCUCCCCCGGCUCCACCCGCCACGGUAGCCUUGGCGACCAGAAAUCACUGGCAGAGGACAUAGAGAAGACCAUGAACACCGCCCUGCAUGAGCUGUCUGAGCUGGAGCGGCAGAACGUGGCCAAGCAUGCCCCCGACGUGGUCCUGGACACCUUGGAGCCCCUGAAGCAGCAGCACCUCUCCUCCCGUGGGUCCAGACCCCCCUCUGAGCCCCCUGGCAGCCCCCUCCACACCAACACCAUGGCCAUCCGGGACCCUGACGCCGCCCUGCGCCGUAGCAGCAGUUCCUCGUCCUCCGAGACCAUGAGCACCUUCAAACCGGCCCUGACUGCACGGAGGCCUAGCGCCCCCCUCAGGCCGCCUCCGGUCAGACCGCUCCGGCCUGCUCCCAUCCACCUGGGACAUGGCCAGGGACAGGGGCAGCACAGGUCUAGUAGUUCCAGCUCCUCAGGCCUGGGUAGUCCAGCAUCUAUCACCCCCACAGACAGGGUGUUCCCCAAGGCUCCGUCCCCGUCCCCCUCCACUUCCUCCUCGUCCUCAGACAAACAGGGUCACAUGUAGCCUGGCUAAGCAGGCUGCUGCAGUCACAGAAAGAGCCCAGGAACUAUUGAGACAACUGACUGAGCAGGCUGCAGCACACAGCCACAGGUCAGGAUAGGUAUACAGUAGUAAGAAUGGAGUAAGCUGCAGCCAUAGCCCUGUAUAGGAGCUAUAGUAGGAACUGACUGGACAGGGCACAAUCUGAUCACAGCCACAGCCCAAGAGAUACAGUACAGAAGGAAGUGAUUAUGCAGAGCACCGACUGACUGCUCAUAAUCAGCAUCUUCUUCAUUUCCUUCUGGAAGUGACAACUGACACAUUGAGACCUUGUCUCUGUGGGAACAAUAUCGACCAUUAACUAGUAGGAGGUUGGAUUCAACAUGUAGGAUGAAGGCUGAUUAAUUGGUUUAUUGACAGCUGAACGUCCACCAGUAUUAACUGUCUGCUUGUCAAUUGAGAUUAUGAAUCACUCAGAAGAAACAUGAACUGUACUAUGAUAAUCAUUAUAAAGGAUGUUUCUACUCCCUCCAUGUGGCACAGAACAAACCUGAUCAAAGGGAUACACUGGAUAACGCUUUGUUUACUGUUAUAGCCAUCUGUGGUUGUAGCCUGCUACUUUGUCUGAAUAACAAACCAUCUCAAACAGAAGUUUGGUGUUUUUGAGCUGGUAGUCUAAGACUAGCGCCUUCUUCGUCUGCAGAUAGGACGACUUAAUACAAUCUCUUGAUCUGUCUCUCUCUCGCUCUCUCUUUCUGUCUCACUCUCUCUAUCUCUCUCUCUCUAUCUCUCUUCCCCAGAUUAGCCGUGGUACCUCAAGAAAAGAGCAAACACCUUGUCAUGACUCGACCCAGUCUACUAAAGAUGCACUGAUCUGGUCUGGUCAUUUUCUAUGAGCCUGUACUAGUUGAUCCUGCAUACUGUGUGUGUGUGUGUGUGUAUGUAUAUAUGUAUAUAUAUAUAUAUAUUCAUAUUCAUACAGUUACGUGUUUGAAGACAUAGGAGAAUCAAUGUGUAACAGGGUUAGUUGUGCUGUUACAUGUGGACUGGAUCUCUUACUUGGUGAACUAGAUUGGAUUCUCAUUUCAGGCCCAUUGUGUGUAACCACAGUUUUCUUAAAGUCCUGCUUUGGAGUUAUACAGUAUGUAGAUGGGCUUGCUUGGUGGUAUGUGUUCCUGUAUGUAUUAUAUGAGGGAUUAUUAUUCAGCAAAACACAUGUUUAAAGUGUUAUAGAUAUGUUUUGAGUGGAAAAUAAUAUGCAUAACGUUGAAAACUACCUGUAUGUAUGCAUAACAUGGUAUGCUAGAACCAGGAUAUAUAUUAUCAUUAACCUUUGCCAAGGCAGUAACAGAACAAGAUAAUAAAUGUGGGGAAUCUGUAUCCGAAA